Molecule: messenger RNA, 1614 nt
Organism: Phyllotreta striolata
Lineage: Eukaryota; Metazoa; Arthropoda; Insecta; Coleoptera; Chrysomelidae
Source: the annotation of a GenBank genome assembly
AUGGGUACGUUCAAAGUGAAGGUGCUGUACGAUUUCCAAGCCGAGCCGGGCACGGCCGAGAUGAACAUCAACGCCGGAGACACCCUCACAGUGACCCGAACGGACGUCGGAGAGGGCUGGUGGGAAGGCUUCAACUCUUCGAAGCAAUCCGGCCUCUUUCCGGAGGCCUACGUGGAGCGCAUCAGCGCCUCGAACCCGCCCAGCAUUCCGGCCCCCGUGCUGCCUCCGCAGAACAAUUGGGGCGACGACGACGAGGACGACGACUGGGACAACGACGACACCAUGUAUUCGGAGAUCGGCAGCAACAACGGCCAAUCUCAGCAGAACAUUUACAGCAACGAGCAGUCGUUGAGUCAAAAUCAACUGGCGAAUCAAUUCGACAAUAUGUCGUUGGGAGGUGUUAGUACUAUUAGUGACAACAAAGGCACCAUCACCAAGAAAAGCAUUAAUAUAUUUUCAUCUUACGUUAAAUCUGGAUUAGAAGGGUAUAUAUUAGGUACGAGCGCAAACCUGCCGGUGUCCAACAAAAAGUUCCGGAUCUAUCGAGACGGCGACGACAGCCUGGGCAAAUGGGAGGUCAUCUCGAACCCCUACACCGUACAAAUAGCCUCGCCGAAAAAGGCCACCAAAAUGGGCGGCUUGAAAUCCUUCAUAGCCUACCAAUUAACGCCGUCCUUUUCCAACGUGGAAGUCUCCAGGCGGUAUAAGCACUUCGAUUGGCUGCACGACAGAUUGACCAGCAAAUUCAACGUGAUAGCCAUACCGCCAUUACCCGAUAAACAAGUCUCCGGAAGGUACGAGGAGCAGUUCAUCGAGCACAGGCGCGCCCAGCUGCAGGAAUUCAUCAACUACAUGUGCCGCCAUCCGGUGCUCAGCACCUGCGACGUGUGGGUGCACUUUCUCAGCUGCACCGACGAGAAGCAAUGGAAGCUGGGCAAGCGGAACGCCGAGCGCGACCAAAUGGUCGGCGCCAAUUUCUGCAUGUCGAUCGACGCGCCCGACAAGGAGAUCCUCACGUCGCUGGCCGAGCCGCGGAUCGAGGACAGCGUCUACUACGUCCUCAAGCUCGACCAAUCGAUCAAGAACCUCAUGCACACGGCCCAGGACCAGCACAAGAAGUGCGUCAACAUGUACAAGAGGGAGUUCAUGCGGAUCGGCGAGAGCUUCUUCGCGUUGGGCUCGGCCUUCGAGUACAACCAGCAAGGGAUGUAUUCCAAAGCGUCCAUAGAUAUAAAAAACGUGGGUUCGACGUACAUGAUGAUAGGCAAGCUGUACGAGGAGCAGGCGAAGAUGGACUGGCAGCCGUUGUUCGACAAAUUGUACAUCUACAAGGGCAUCACGGGCAGCCUGCCGGACAUCCUGAACCUGCAGAAGUUGUCCGAGCAGAAGAAGAAGGAGUGCGAGCGCAAUUCGCAGGUGCCGCAAACGGCGUUGGCGGACGUGAGGCGGCGCGCCGACGUGCUGACGUACACGGUGUUCGCGGAACUGGACCAUUUCCAAAGCGAACGGGACACCGAUCUGCGGCAAUCGGUGAAGACGUUCCUGCAGGAGCAGCUGAAUUUUUACAGGAACGUCGUGGCGAAGUUGGAGGAUACGCUCGGCAAGUUCGAUUGA